AACCAAGGGAGCCCCUUCCCUACGUCUAGCCCAGGUUCGAUAUUGAUGGAACUAAAGCAAGCUAAGUUAAAUUUAGCAAGAACUACAACUGAUCUUGCUGAUGUUCGAGCUUCUGUUGACUCACUCAAUAAGAAGUUGGAGAAGGAAAGAAUCUCGCUUGAAAACCGUGAGAGGUUAACUCAUAAUUCGUCCAAGAUAUCUUCUCUUGAGGAUGAAUUAAACGAGAAAGUAAGACUACAACUGACAAAGGAUGCUGAAGAUCCUUUUGAUGUUGCCAGUGAACUCCAGCGGUUGAGUUCUGAGGCAGAUAAUUUCAAGAAAAUGGGAGAAGCUGCAAAAGCAGAAGUCUUGAGAACGGUGUCUGAGAUUGAACAGACAAAAUCUAUGAUAAGGACGGCUGAAACCAUUGUUGCAGCCCGAAAGAUGAAAGAAGCUGCCCGAGCUGCAGAAGCAAUGGCCCUAGCUGAAAUUAAUGCUUUAUCAAAUUAUGGGAUGUCAAAUGGAGAUUCUAUGCAAAAGCAGGAUGGAGUAACUCUGUCAUUUGAAGAAUAUCAUGAUCUCACGACGAAAGCUCAAGAAGCUGAGGAAAAAUCACAGAAGAGAGUCGUGGAUGCGAUGCUUCAAGUUGAUGAAGCAAAUAUGUUAAAAAUGAAUAUCCUUAAAAAGGUAGAGGAGGCUGCAGAGGAAGUUAAAACCAGCAAGAAAGCACUGGAAGAAGCUCUGGAAAGGGUGGAGGCUGCAAAUAGAGGGAAGCUGGCUGUUGAAGAGGCAUUAAGGAAGUGGAGAGCAGACAGUAACAAAAGGCGGUCCUCAAUACAGAACUCCACCAAGUUCAAAAUGCGUACCCAUCUUACCGGAGAGUCUCGGUUACUUGAUGUGAAUGGAUUGAAUCUUGUGAAUGAUGAAAUCAAACCAGUUCUAAAGCCAACCCUAUCAAUAGGACAAAUUCUGAGCAGGAAGCUGCUUGUGCCUGAGGACUAUGAAGCUGGCGUGGUUGAGGGAAGAAGCUCAGUGAAACGAAAGGUGUCUCUGGGUCAGAUGCUUGGGAAACAAGAUGAUGAUCCAGAUAGUGGGGGAAAAGUUGACAAGGAAGAGAGUGUGCAGAAGCAAUCUGCUGCAAAGAGGAAGAAAUUUGGAUUUGCCAGAUUCUCUCUUCUUUUGGCAAAACAGCAGAAGAAAAAGAAGAAGAAGCCAACUAUGAAUUUAAGGUGAUUGGAUCAUGUGCAUAUCGAUGUUUCAGCUUCAUCUAGAACUAACAAGUAACACGAGUGAGACUAAUUUCUUCUCUCAGUUGUGUCCAGUACACAUCUCUUCCACACCUAUUCUGAUUACUUCACUUGAA
Molecule: messenger RNA, 1342 nt
Organism: Neltuma alba
Lineage: Eukaryota; Viridiplantae; Streptophyta; Magnoliopsida; Fabales; Fabaceae
Product: WEB family protein At2g38370-like
Biological process (GO): chloroplast avoidance movement; chloroplast accumulation movement
Cellular component (GO): cytosol
Source: RefSeq, a predicted model, not a curated record